Molecule: messenger RNA, 957 nt
Organism: Symbiodinium sp. CCMP2456
Lineage: Eukaryota; Dinophyceae; Suessiales; Symbiodiniaceae
Source: the annotation of a GenBank genome assembly
AUGGAUUCGCACGCAAAGCCUGCGCCUGUCUGCAUACAUGUGUGCCUGCUGAGCGGCCGGUGCGUCGAACUGCGCGCCCUUCCAGAUUGGAGGCUACAGAAGUUGCUGCAGGUGGCGGAAGAGGACUUCCGUAACUGCGGGGCGCUCUCUUCUGAAGAGCGGCUCGAGUGGCUAGUGGCACCUGAGCAGGGUUGCAGGCUUGACAUGGAAAGCACCGUUUACGAGGCAGGGCUCGGCAACGCGAACUUCAUCCAGGCGCUCGCAGUCCCGGCGUGUCAGGCGAUCUUUUGCACUGCCACCGACAAUGCCAAACGGGCCUGGGCCCAUCUUGCUGGUGAAGGCUCCGUGACAACGUGGGGCCUGGGUGAUGGAUCCGACAGCUCUAGAGUGGAGCACCAGCUGCAGAAUGUACGAUCGAUUGUUGCGACCUCCUCGGCAUUCGCGGCAUUGCGGAAGGAUGGGACGGUGGUCACCUGGGGGAAUCCCAAUCUGGGGGGCGACAGCACGGCUGUGCAGCACCAGCUUCGAGAAGUGCAGAGCCUGGCUGCCUCCGACGCUGCUUUUGCCGCUCUGCUCGCCAGCGGGGGCGUCGUCACUUGGGGCGACGCUUGUGACGGAGGCGACUGUGAGAAAGUUCGCGACGAGCUGACCGGGGUGACGAAGAUCGUAGGCACCUGCUGUGCUUUCGCAGCUCUCCUAGAGAACGGAAGGGUCGUGACUUGGGGCGAUCACUUCGCUGACACCGGGUCCAUCAGAGACGAGCUGAAGUGCAUCCAAGACAUCUGUGGCUUGCGGACUCGCGCAGCAUUCGCAGCACUGCUGCAAACUGGUAAGGUGGUGACCUGGCAAGAAUCAGACUUGACGCCUUCACCUCGGGUACAGCAGAUGUUACAGAGCAAUGUGGUCCAGCUGCACGCGUGCGAGGAUGUCUUGCUGGGCCGUCUGAUGAAAUACUAG